AUGGAAUCUUCACCAGUCUCAGUCCCCUCGGCAAAGUCUUCCAGCAAGUCGUCCAACUCUAGCCGAGUUCCUGGAACACCAAAACCCCCUUUCGAACCUCCUCGAAGACGGUCUUCCCUCUUCUUCACCAAGGUAUUGCAGCAUGCUAGUUCCCCUAGAACUCCCGGAUCGACCUUGACAAGAGCCAUUGGUAAGGACAAUCCCGAAAUGCCGGGUCCAAACAUUGGCCGUAAGAGAAUGGCAUCUCCCCGAACGCGUUCGGCAGCCAUGCCAGGUCAUGUUGCACAAAUGCAGCGGCUGUUUCAGACAGCAAAGGCAUCUUUACGAUUCGACGUCCGCUUUGCAGCUUCAGCCACGGGGUCGAUUGACUCGAGACUUCCAUCAAGUCCCGAGACAGGCCAUUAUGCAAUUGGCUCCCCAUCACAAUCCGAUGAGGCGUUGAUGGAAACACCAAAGACGGAUUGGAGAUAUUCCACAGCGCCAAAGUUGGUUGCAGAGCUCGACCUUGACGUGCGAGAGCCGUUCCCAGAGGGUUCUCCACAACUGCCACAACUGCCCCGGGUAGAUUUACACCAAGGGAGGCCAGUGGCAAUGGAACCACCAAGCAGUGGCUUCACGUCCCCCGUCGCCAAUCCGGUGCAAAAUGAAAACGUUGUGCCUUCACCGCAUGCGGACACUGACCGAAGUGACGAUGAGAACCGUUGCAUCCCACACGAGGAGUAUCUAUCACCAGAUGACCUAGAACGACCAAUGACACACCUCCAAGUCAGUAGUGAUAACGAAAUGAACGUAGAUGGGACAGAAGAAUCACCUAUAAUUUGUCACUUGAAGAGGAAGUCGGCAGACGUACAAGUUACUGUGGAAUGUUCGUCAGAUUCGACAGGGUCUAUCCUGUUACCUCCAUCGGCGAAGGCAGCUGCAGACUCAGCAAGGCUCAGGCGCGGAAUGCUGAGCAGCCGGUUCCCAAAACCUCAGACUACCGAGGGAGACGACGACGACGACGACGACGAUGAUGCAUCUUCUUCCAACUCGAGCAAGAGCGCCGUGACACCAUGUCCUGAUCCAUUGCUACACGAAAGGACCCCAAUGGUUCUUUGUCCAGAUCCCGGUAUGCACUUCAGCUCCUCCCCAGAAUCCCCCAGUCAUCGGUCGCACCCAAGGAAUAAGGACCGUCAGUAUCAUCGUAGUCACCAUCAACACCACUUGGUCUCUAACCCACCAAAAUCAUUCAAUCGUACCACUGCAACAGGGAGCCCAAUGCCUGCACUGAGGAUGAAACCAGCACAUAAGGCACCAGCAGGACUGAGACGGCCUCCUUAUGACAAUCGCCACCCUAACUCGACUCUGCUUCAGCCACCAAGACAUCCACUUCGUCCACACCUACCUCCGCGAGAUUACCUCUCAGGGGCGACAGAACAUUUCCAGCCAGGUUGGUACUAUGCCAGAGAUAGUCCAGAUCUUCUGACCAAGCCUGGCACGGCAAUGUACUCGUUCUCAACAGCAGCUGGGAAGGUUUCUGGACACGAUGCUGCUCCAGAUUCGAUGAUUCGGGAUUCUUACAGGACCGACACCUUAACACCAUUGGCAAGACCUCCGAGUAGGUUCAGAAAGCACGGAGUCGCAGCCAUCGCCACUGCCAGAGGCGUAAGCAAGUAUUAUGGGCGGUCAUAUGGACCAAGGCCGUCUCUCCAUCAAAAGCGAUCAAACGGGACACGACUGCCAGAUGAAGUGAGGUUCAGAAGCAGUCCUCCUAGGUCCACCACAGAUUCAGAUCAGGCAUAUCCCACUCAGCCAAGACAACGGUCACGAGAGCUUGAAGGUCCUUCGAUUGAAGUUCCAGCAAGCAUCUCGACUGAAGCCGUUUCAAUGGAUCCGAGACUAAAGCUUGAGGAUGGUGAGGAUAUCAUUGAGAUUGACGAAGAGACGAGAGCUGCAGUUCGAAUGAGUCUGUAUGGCGGAACCACAAUUGAUCCCCAUGGCAGUGACGCUAGUAGAGGCCUUAAAGACCUCAGCCCCAACGUGAUGCAAUGGAGGAAGGGUCAUCGACCUCCCAAGAGCCGGAGGAAGAGACGACCAAGCUAUUGGGACACAGAUCUUAAGGAGGUCAUGCGAAGUCCGGCGGCUAGGCAUGUCGUUAGCUCUCCAAUCAAGGAAGCUGAUAUGAGAUCACAAAAAGGGGAAGUCGGCUGUCAGAACGACGAUGUGGGCGAAGAAAAUGAAACUGGGCUGGGAAUUCUUGAAGGCAUUCCAAUGCCCGCCCGGAAGAACAUCGAUCUUCAAGGCGAUAUUGCCAUGGAAGGCUGA
This is a messenger RNA of Exophiala spinifera, 2304 nucleotides long. RefSeq lists its product as uncharacterized. The record is from RefSeq and is a predicted model, not a curated record. The transcript has 2 exons. Bases 1 to 2304 code for a protein of 767 amino acids. NCBI's taxonomy places the organism in Eukaryota, Fungi, Ascomycota, Eurotiomycetes, Chaetothyriales, Herpotrichiellaceae.